ACAAAUCAGUAGAAGUGAGAGUUGACGCAACUCUCGCGAUAAGUCCGUAGUUGUUGCGGAACAGUAUGGCAGCCGUCUCGUUGAGGUCUUGCCGUAGAGGACUUUCACAAUUAUUAAGCAAUGGAGGGCUCACAGCUGUUUGUCCAAAGCGAUUUGAAGAAGUCAGAAGACACAAAUCCACAGUUCAGUUUGCGUCACGACCAAAUCUUCCAAAGCUGGCCUACAGAAAACUGAAGGGAAAGAGUCCAGGUGUGGUCUUCCUGCCAGGAUAUGCAUCCAACAUGAAUGGACAGAAAGCUGAGGCUCUGGAAGAGUUCUGCAAGUCAUUAGGUCACUCAUAUCUAAGAUUUGACUACACAGGACAUGGAGCCUCAGAGGGAGUGUUAGCAGAAGGAACCAUUGGGACCUGGAAAAAAGAUGUCCUGUAUGUGUUGGAUGAGUUAGUGGAGGGGCCACAGAUACUGGUGGGUUCCAGUAUAGGUGGCUGGCUGAUGCUGCUGGCAGCCAUUGCGAGACCAGAGAAGACCGCCGCCUUAGUGGGCGUCGCCACCGCUGCCGAUCAUCUCGUGACAUCAUUCAACUCUCUUCCGCUGGAGACUCGAAAGGAAUUUGAGGCUAAAGGGGAGUGGACGGUGCCCACCAAGCACACAGAGGAAGGCGUUUACAAGUUUAGCAUGGACUUUCUGCAAGAAGCGGAAAACCACUGUGUGCUCCAGAGCCCCAUACCCAUCACCUGUCCUGUGCGGCUCAUUCACGGGCUGAAAGACGAGGACGUCCCCUGGCACGUGUCCAUGCAGGUCGCAGAGCGAGUCCUCAGCCACGACGUGGACGUCAUUCUCAGGCGAUACGGCCAGCACCGCAUGUCUGAAAAGGAUGACAUCAAGCUCAUGGUCUACACCAUCGACGAUCUCAUAGACAAGCUGACCACUUUGGUCUGAGGAAGAGGUAGAGAUGGUCCUGAAAAUAAGGAAAAUGACUGUUAACUAGAAGGUCAACCCUCAAGGAAUUUACCAAACAGUGGCAUGUUUGUCUGCCAAAUGUGACCCUUUUUUCCCCACUAUUUUCUCCUCUCUUUGCAUCACUAUUAUGUCAGCACGAUGUUACAGCUCAUACAUUUUUGAAAGGGUUUAGCUUGUAGCUCCUCCCGAAUCUCUUCAGGUUGCAUUUCUAUGUGUUUCGGCUGGUUGUAGCGUCACACCGGUCUCUGUCGUCAUCCUUGUUUGGCUGAUUUUUCCUCUUUCCUUGAGUAGACAUACAGUUUUCCUGUGCCUUUUUAGUACUUUUCACCUGUUUUGGCCAAUAAAACCUCUGCGCACCAGACUGCAGAACUGACAUCUA
This is a messenger RNA of Oryzias melastigma (Indian medaka), 1338 nucleotides long. It is a transcript of the gene abhd10b, whose product is annotated as abhydrolase domain containing 10, depalmitoylase b. The transcript has 5 exons. NCBI's taxonomy places the organism in Eukaryota, Metazoa, Chordata, Actinopteri, Beloniformes, Adrianichthyidae. Gene Ontology annotation, biological process: protein depalmitoylation. Gene Ontology annotation, molecular function: hydrolase activity, hydrolyzing O-glycosyl compounds; palmitoyl-(protein) hydrolase activity. Gene Ontology annotation, cellular component: mitochondrion. Bases 66 to 938 code for a protein of 290 amino acids. The record is from RefSeq and is a predicted model, not a curated record.